Maniola jurtina (meadow brown) is the source of this 2203-nucleotide messenger RNA. RefSeq names its product actin-related protein 5 (gene Arp5). The record is from RefSeq and is a predicted model, not a curated record. NCBI's taxonomy places the organism in Eukaryota, Metazoa, Arthropoda, Insecta, Lepidoptera, Nymphalidae. Gene Ontology annotation, cellular component: cytoplasm; Ino80 complex. Bases 86 to 2074 code for a protein of 662 amino acids. The transcript is spliced from 12 exons. Gene Ontology annotation, biological process: regulation of DNA-templated transcription.
GAAAAAUUAGAAUACACAAACAAAAAAACAGCUGUUUGUUUUUUUGAAUUUUACAUGCACUAAAGUAAAUAAGAUAAAAAAUAAAAUGGAAGAUGUAUUAGUAUUAAAAGAUUACAAAACUGUACCAGACAUAGUGCACGAAUACGCACCAACCUUAAAAUUUGGCCAUAUCCCAUUAGUUAUUGACAAUGGAUCUUAUCAAUGCAGAGUAGGCUGGUCAAUACAUGAUGAACCAUAUUUGACAUUCAAAAAUUUAAUCGCACGGCCUCGAAAGGAUCGGUGUAAAAAGGAUGCGGAACCCCCUGUAACCCCGCCCAUACAAAUAGGAAACGAUAUAAUUAAUAUCGAAGCGGUCAGAUUUCAACUAAAAACUCAGUUUGACAAGAAUGUAGUGACACAUUUUGAAGUGCAGGAGCUGGUUUGUGACUACAUAUUCUCACAUUUGGGUAUUGAUAAUGAAGGCAGUGUACCACACCCCAUUGUCAUGACGGAAGCUUUUGUCACACCAAAUUAUAGCAGGCAAUUAAUGUCAGAACUGCUUUUCGAGGCCUAUGGCGUGCCAGCAGUGAGCUAUGGAGUAGACUCAUUGUUCAGUUUGUAUAAGAAUGACAUUGGGGACACUGCACUGAUUGUAAACUGCGGAUACCACACUAUACACAUCAUCCCUGUUAUAAGAGGCAAAGUUGUUGCCGAGCAUGCUAGGAGAAUUAAUUUAGGGGGCAGUGAAAUAAUCUGCUACAUGCAUAAGCUACUGCAACUAAAGUACCCUGUGCACGUGAACGCGAUCACCAUGUCCAGGAUAGAGGAGAUCCUGCAUGAGCACAGCACUAUAGCUUUGGACUACCAGGAGGAGAUCAGGAGGUGGGCGAACCCUGACUACUAUGAGGCUAAUGUGAAAAGACUUCAGCUGCCCUUUGUGCAACCCACCAGCUCUUCUGGUUUGACAGCUGAGCAACAAAAAGAACGUAAGAAGGAAAUGGCGCGACGUCUUCUAGAAAUAAAUGCCAGGAAGCGCGAAGAAAGACUUGCAGAGGACGAAGAACAAUUGAAUCAACUACUAGCACUGCAGGAUUUAAUCGAGGAAGGGGAUACAGAAGAAUUUGAUGAAGCAAUCAAAAGUUUUGAAAUAAAGAACUAUGGUGAUUUACAGAGGCAAAUAGCGAAUCUAAACAUGCGUAUAGAGAAGAACAAGCAACGCAUCGCGACGGCGGCCAACGCGGAGGAGCCGGCAGAGCCGCGCCCCACCGGCCGCAUGCAGCCGCCGGCCGACCCCGAGGCUUUCCAGACGUGGCUCGACGACACGCGCGCUAAGUACCGUGAGGUGUCGGUGCGGCGCGAGGCGCGGCGCGCGCGGCGCGCGGCCAUGGUGAAGCGCCGCACGGCCGCCGCAGCCGAGCGCAUGCGUGCCAUCUCGCGCCUUGCUGCCGCCGGCGACGACUUCGGCUACCGGGACUCCGACUGGGACGUGUAUAAAAGUAUCAGCCGCGAGGCGGACUCGGACUCGGAGGCGGACGGCGAGCGGCUGGUGGAGCUGGAGGAGGCGCUGCGCGAGCACGAGCCCGCGCCGCCCAGCCACCACCAGCACCAGCUGCAUCUCGCCAUUGAGCCGUACAGAGCUCCAGAAUUAAUAUUCCAACCUUCAAUGAUGGGCAACUUAGAGGCAGGUUUAGCAGAAACUAUGGAAUAUGUAUUCAAACAUUUCACUCCCGAAGACCAACUAUUGCUCGCAAAUAACGUGUUCCUUACCGGCGGCUGUUCGCAGUUUCCAGGUCUGAAAGAAAGAUUAGAAAAGGAGCUGCUCGAAAUGCGACCGUUCCAAUCAACACACAAAGUGGUGAUGGCCAAAAACCCCAGCCUCGACGCGUGGUACGGCGCCAGAGAUUUCGCUGGCAGUAACGAAUUCGAGAACUGGUGCAUUUCCAAAGAAGAAUAUUACGAAAUGGGCGGAGAGUAUUUGAAGGAGCACCACGCGAGUAACAAGUACUACAAAAGUCCAGCGCCUAUCAUAGACAAUACUCUGGCACCGGCGGGGGACGCUAACGUGGUUAAAGAAGAAAUUGUCGUUGACUGUUAAGGAUUCCUUCGAGCGCGCCCGAGAUAUUGCACAAUAUGUACCGCCGUUUCUCAGGGAUUGCAAGUUUUUUCUGCUUAUAGCAGAUUGUAGCUUUUUAAUUAAGAAUAGAAUAUUAAUUAUAUUAAUGUU